CAAACCUAUUCCCUCCUGUUGAACAUGCAGAAGGAGGAGAUGAAAACCAACCUUAUAACUCAGCCCACAACUCAGCUUCCACUUCUAAUCAAGGAGAUGUAGUCACAGCUUAGCUUGCUGCUAUGCAACAGCAGUUCGGUGUCUUUCAAUUGGUUUUGGCUCAGCUCUUAGCUUGGAAUAAUCUUGGUGAUCCCCUCAUCAAUCUACUUAACCCUACUCAACAACCCCUUGUUCAACAACAAGACCCUCAACCAGUUCAACAUGCUCCUGCUCUUAGUGAGUCUCAGGGUCAGUCUCACGUAGCCCCAGCUCAACAACCUCUACCUGAUGAUGUCACACGACGUUUGGACAGCUUAGAAAAAUUGGUAGCCGAGCAGCCAGAUGCCCCACCUCCACACCAUAACACUGAUUCCAUACCUCAUCCUUUGAACACUAAUAUUACAUUGGAACCUUAUCCCACUAGAAUUGCGGCUGUAAUUCAAGGUCUCCAACACGAGAGAUUCAGAGAUAGCUUAAUUAAGCAUCCUGUUGCCACUUUUAAUGCGGUUAAUGACAGAUCCUUGAAAUUUAUAACUGCUGAGGAAUAUGCCUUAUCACAGAAACCAGUUCUCCCUAAGAAUCAAAACCCAGAUUGGAGAAAUGAGGGUCAGAGCAAAAAUUGGAUGAAGAUAGUACAGAGCCGAGGUCCGAUGUCGACCUCCACAUCGAGAUUCGAAAAGCUGAACUCGGUACCCCCCAAUAGAUUACCAAUAAGCACUAGUUACAUGGACUCCUUUCAAUCUGCCGAGGUGAAACAUCAAAACCAAGCUGAGAAACGAAAGUUUGACGACGUUGACUGGAAGAAUCAACCCAUCACUUUCACACCUGCUGACUUCGAUACAGUUUUCACACCUCAUAAUAAUCCUUUGGUCACUUCCGUUAUGAUUAACAGUUGUGAGAGGUACGAUGGUCCCAUAUAUGGAUUCAAUAACCAACCUGUUCAGGUAGAAGGAGUCCUUACCCUUAAUGUUGCUUUUGGGAGCGGCCGAACUUAUGUUACCCCUUCAGUUCGGUUUCUAAUUGUCAAAAUGGCAUCCUCCUUCAAUGCUGUUAUCGGACGACCUACAUUAACUGAGAUCCGAGCUGUGGUCUCUCAAUCUCACAUCUGCAUGAAGUUCCUAACCUCUAUGGGGAUAGCAACACUACGAGGGGUAGAGAUAAUAGACAACCAACCUGAAGAUGAAACUAGAGCUACCCUAGUUGAGGAUGUAGAGGAAGUGCAACUUGAUGACAGAUAUCAAAACAGGACGACACAUAUUGGAACUCGACAUGACAGGGGUUCCAACCUUGGUAUCUUAGCACAAGCUCAACACCAAUCCAUUGAAGAAACCAGUAGCCCAGAAGUGGCGCCUUUUGGGGGGGAGAGGCUUAAGGUUAUAAAGGAAGAAGUAGACAAACUCCUGAAUCUGGAAGUUUAUGUCGAUGACAUUGUGGUGAAGAGUCUGAAAGUAAAAGAUCAUCUAGUUGACCUCGAUGAAACAUUCAACAACCUCAGAAAGAACAAAAUGCAGUUAAACCCAGCAAAAUGCAUCUUCGGUGUGGAGUUGGGGAAAUUUCUAGGCUUCAUGGUUUCCCAGAGGGGGAUUGAGGUUAACCCAGAAAAGAUCAAAGCAAUAAUCGAGAUGGAACCGCCGAAGUCGGAUGACUCUGGCAAACAGAAGAAGUUUGCAUGUAACUCAGAAUGCCAGGUUGCAUUCGAGGAGCUGAAGUUUCAUCUUAGUUCACCCCCUUUGCUAACAAAAGCUAUAGACGGAGAAAUACUUUAUUUGUACCUCGGUAUUUCUGAUGAAGCAAUUAGUUCAGUGUUGGUGAGAGAAGAGGGCAAACAACAGAAACCAGUUUAUUAUACCAGUAGCGUGCUACACAGAGUGAAGCUGAGAUACCCUAUCGUUGAGAAAGUAACAUCCUUUAGAAGCCAAAAUGCUCAGGAAGAAUGCACUCCAGCUCUUCCGAAUUCUAACUUCGAGUUAAGCAGCUGGAUCCUAUAUGUUGAUGGAGCCUCAAGUAACAAGGGCUUAGGAGCUGGUGCUUUCUUAGUUGGCCUAGAUGGAUAUCGAAGUGAGCAUGCUUUGAAAUUUAACUUCGAUGUGACUAAUAACAUGGCUAAGUACGAAGCUCUGCUACUUGGUUUGCAACUAGCAUUGGAGCUGAAAGUAAUGGCCAUACAAGUAUACAGUGACUCGCAGCUAGUGGUUAAUCAAGUCAACUCAGUCUGCGAGGUCAUUGAUUUUGUUAUGAUGAAGUAUGUAGCCUUGGUGGCUGAGCUGAAGUGCAAGUUCCAAAAAUUUUGUUUCAGCAAAAUUUCUCGAACUGAGAAUGAACAAGCAGAUUCGCUUUCUAAGUUCGCCUCUGAUAACUCCUUAAGCUCCAGAUCAAUUUUCGUUAAAGUUUUAGAUGAGCCGAACUUCAUGAAGCCGAGAAUGAUGGAGAUUAGUACAGACCUGAAUACAUCGAGCUGGAUAGAUCCAAUUAGAUGCCCAAAGUGCCAAUUCUUUGCACAUUUAACUCACCAACCGGCAGAAGAGCUCACCAACUUGGUGGCACCAUGGCCAUUUGCCCAAUGGGGACUUGAUCUUUUAGGCCCAUUCAUGAAGGGGGUCGGAGGUGUAACCCAUCUGAUCGUUGGUGUGGACUAUUUCAUGAAAUGGGUUGAAACUCGGCCAUUAUCCAGUCUUACUUAUAGAAAGGUCGAAGACUUUGUUUUCAGCUCAAUCAUCUGUAGAUAUGGAAUCCCGAAUCAGAUUGUGGUUGAUAAUGUAUACCAUCCGGAGUCCAAUGGUAUGGUCGAUUCUGUCAAUAAAGCUAUCAUCGAGGGGAUAAAGCUGAGGUUGGAGCAACACAAGGCCAGAUGGGCAGAUGAGCUCAACAACGUCCUCUGGGCAUAUAGAAACUAUGAGCGGAACUGCCACAUGUACUACUUCCAACCCAUGUAAAUUCCAUUCUCUUUUAUUUUCUCUUCUGCGGCUUUACCCUAGAUCAAAUAUGUACAACAUAUAAAGCGUAUUCUAAAAA
This is a messenger RNA of Rubroshorea leprosula, 3051 nucleotides long. NCBI's taxonomy places the organism in Eukaryota, Viridiplantae, Streptophyta, Magnoliopsida, Malvales, Dipterocarpaceae. The record is from the annotation of a GenBank genome assembly.